AUGUGUUUGUUUUGGACAUCUAGCAGUCCGGCUUCUAGCAUGCGGCUAAAAACCGCAUUGGCUGCGGCCUGUCUGCUCUUGUCCGCAUUCUCCAAUUGCUCCAUCCUUACACCUCCCGUGUUGCCAUUGCUUGUUCGGAAUCCGUAUCUGAGCACUUGGCUGGGUAAUGCUCGUGAGGUACCAUGGAGCAAAUGGCCCAUGUUCUGGACAGGCCAGGAAAUUGGGUUUUCUGUUCUCGCUUCAGUUCCAGAGUCUUCUCAGGUCUAUCCACUACUAGGUCGGCCACAAGAUUCUCUGCUUCCUGUUCAGCAAGGAGAUGGAUACAAUGUUUCGUUUCCAACCUAUCUUGGUGCCAAGUACGAUGCCUCCACCACAAACCUGUCCUACUCUAUCCCAUCCCCAAAUUCUUCUUCGAAGCCGGCGAAGCUUGUUCUCUCCUUUCUCUCCCCCAUCACACCUUCCUCAACCCUGAGACAAUCCCUACCAGCUGCGUACAUUACCGUCUUUGUGGAAGGUACCUUCAACGUUAACAUAUAUAUCGAUGUCAAUGGCCAGUGGGUCAGUGGUGACCGUGGCAGCCAAAUUGCGUGGGAGCUUUCACAGUCCAGCUUCGGUCAAGGAAAGCCUGGAUUGAAGACAUGGGCAUUCCAUAGACAGACAGAGCUACUCUUCACGGAGUAUCUUGAUAGGGCUGAGUGGGGGACAGCACAUUUCUCGGCACCUGCGGACGUUCGCCACGAUUCUGGAACGUCUGCUUUGCUAAGGCAACGAUUUUCCAGAACAGGCACUCUUCAGAAUGAGAAUGACAAUAAUUUCAGAAGUAUUAUGGACGAUGAACCAGUAUUCGCCUUCUCAAAGUCUUUCAUAUUAAACAAUACCUCUAUCGGUUUGCAAUCCACCGACAGCGUCACGUUCACCAUGGCGCACACGCAGGACCCUGCCGUACAAUUUGCGGCUGCUCGAGGUCUCACUCUUAUGCGACCGCUUUGGGCAAGCUCUUUCUCAACUGAGCAGCUGUUGAUAUUUCACUACCUCGACUUUGAAACUGCAAGUACUUUGGCGUACAACUAUUCAGCUCAGCUCGCGAUUGAUGCGUAUCAAUCAGGUGCGGCAGACUACGUGGAUAUUGUUGCCCUUUCUGCGAGACAGGUCAUGGGGUCCACCAGUUUUACUGGCACUCCGGAUGAUCCAAUCAUCUUCAUGAAAGAGAUCUCCUCGGACGGUAACACUCAGACUAUCGACGUACUCUUCCCAAGCUUUCCUUUCUUCCUGUAUUCCAACCCCAAAUGGUUUGCUUACCUGCUUGAACCACUCAUCGAGCAUACGCUUAGCGGACAGUAUCCCAACAAAUAUGCCAUGCAUGAUCUUGGCGCGUCUUUUCCCAAUGCUACAGGGCAUCCUGACGGGCGCGAUGAAUAUAUGCCUGUGGAAGAAUGCGGCAAUAUUCUUAUCAUGGGGCUCGCGCUUGUGAACUCUUUCCGCUACAAGGACAAACAUGCUGGAGGCAGCCUCCACUUGUUUGACGACCCUUCAGAAGAAACUGCGCCAAGCUUGGACGGUCCAAAAGCCUUCACUUUGCAGUUUAAAGGGGGUUCCGCUGUGAAGUACCUCGACACCGAAGAAUCAGACCUAGAAGGCAUGAGAAUUACCAAGAAAUGGGUCAAUCGAAGUUAUGGUCUCUGGAAGCAGUGGACUGGAUAUUUAGUGGACUACUCCCUUGAGCCUGAGAACCAACUCUCAACGGAUGACUUCGCCGGCUGGCUUCCUCUGCAGACCAAUCUGGCCUUGAAGGGCAUUAUCGGCAUUCAUGCGAUGUCGAAGCUGGCAGAAAUCGUUGGGAAUGAUGCUGACGCAAAGAUGUAUCGGAACAUAUCGAAGUCAUACAUUGCCAGGUGGGAGGAAACGGGUCUUUCGCGUGAUAAAACCCAUGCCAAAGUCGCCUACGAUUGGUAUGGGUCCUGGACAACUCUGUACAACCUCUACGCAGACAGUCUACUUUGCUUCCGCGUCGAGCCGGAAAAACCAAAGGACACUAACUUUGAUCUUGGGCCCCCACACAAGCAAAAGCCAAUGAAGCCUCCGCAAGACGAUGAGCAAAUCGCUUUUGUGCCCAAGCACGUAUACAAACUUCAGUCAGACUGGUAUUACAACGUGCGGCAGAAGUAUGGGCUGCCUCUCGAUUCGAGGCAUCUGUAUACUAAGACUGAUUGGGAGUUCUUUGCCAUGGCCGUGUCAGCACGCACCGUUCGAGAACCAAUCUUACAGUCUGUGGCCAGAUGGGUCAAUGAGACAGUGACAGAUAGACCGUUGACAGAUUUGCAUAUGACUGAAGGACGAGGAGAGUUUCCUGGACCCAAUUUUUUCGCCCGGCCAGUGGUUGGUGGUCAUUUUGCUUUCCUGGCACUUGAGAGAGCAUGUGGUGGCAAAGCGGUAGAUGGCCUGAAAUUUCUGGAUGAGACGCCUGAUUCAGUUCCUCUACUAGAUGUGCAGGGGCUGCUGAGAAUCGACGCUUUGGAAGGUUUAGAGGUUGAUGCCUGGGAAGACCUGUGA
This is a messenger RNA of Endocarpon pusillum Z07020, 2550 nucleotides long. RefSeq lists its product as uncharacterized. The transcript is spliced from 3 exons. NCBI's taxonomy places the organism in Eukaryota, Fungi, Ascomycota, Eurotiomycetes, Verrucariales, Verrucariaceae. Bases 1 to 2550 code for a protein of 849 amino acids. The record is from RefSeq and is a predicted model, not a curated record.